GAGGGCCUCUUCCUGGGCCGCGUUGCCAUGGACGGCGAGGCCGCCCUCGCGCUCGGCGUCGUCGACGACUCCGUGCCCGACGAGCUGCUCUACCCGACCCACAGGGUCAUCGACCUGGCGCUGGACGGCGGCCUCAUCACGCGGCACGUGGACGAGCAGGAGACGUUCGGCGCGCUCGUCGUGGUGCUGAGCCUGCUGUCGGACUCCGUGGUGCGCCUCCGCCGCAUGCCGCCGCUGGCGGGGACGCGGCCCUGGGAGCCCCAGGAGGACCAGUUCGUCGACGUGCUGGUGCCCCGUCGCGCCGUCUACGCCCUCAGCGGCCUCAGCCGCUACGCGUACUCUCACGAGGUCCUCGCCGCCGAG
Messenger RNA from Prorocentrum cordatum, 363 nucleotides. The record is from the annotation of a GenBank genome assembly. Lineage: Eukaryota; Dinophyceae; Prorocentrales; Prorocentraceae.